Messenger RNA from Ornithodoros turicata, 3899 nucleotides. RefSeq names its product DNA damage-binding protein 1-like (gene pic). The record is from RefSeq and is a predicted model, not a curated record. Bases 73 to 3504 code for a protein of 1143 amino acids. The transcript is spliced from 24 exons. Gene Ontology annotation, cellular component: nucleus; site of double-strand break. NCBI's taxonomy places the organism in Eukaryota, Metazoa, Arthropoda, Arachnida, Ixodida, Argasidae. Gene Ontology annotation, molecular function: protein binding; nucleic acid binding. Gene Ontology annotation, biological process: proteasome-mediated ubiquitin-dependent protein catabolic process; DNA repair.
UCGCCGUAAGCGCAAAGACGCGGUGUUGCUUGGAGGUUUUCUUGGUUAGAUGUGCUAGUGAACUAGAAAAACAUGUCUUAUAAUUACGUUGUGACCGCUCACAAACCCACUGGGGUAUGCGCGUGUGCCACAGGAAACUUCACAUCACCGGACGACUUGAACCUCAUUUUGGCGAAAAAUACGAGACUGGAAAUCUACGUUGUCUCACCUGAAGGUCUACGACCGAUCAAAGAAAUAGGAAUUUAUGGACGUAUCAGCAUUAUGAAGCUUUUCCGCCCACCGGGCGAAAAGAAAGACCUACUGUUCUUCUUGACAGCAAAGUACAACGCAGCUAUAUUAGAAUGUGUACAUUACGGUGACAAUGUUGAAAUCAUAACCAAAGCACAUGGAAACAUUGCUGACACCUUCUCGAGACCGUCUGAAACGGGCAACAUUGGCAUCAUCGACCCAGAGUGCAGGGUGAUAGGCCUCCGCCUGUAUGACGGGCUUUUCAAAGUAAUACCAUUAGAUAGAGAAAACAGGGAGUUGAAGGCCUUUAACAUCAGGAUGGAAGAACUUACGGUGCAAGACAUAGAGUUUUUGCACGGUUGCAAAACCCCGACAAUUGUCUUGCUGCACCAGGACACACAGGCACGACAUAUGAAGACCUACGAGAUCUCUUUAAAAGACAAAGAGUUUGUAAAGGGGCCAUGGCAGCAGGACCACGUAGAAAGUGAAGCCGCCAUCAUCAUCGCGGUCCCCGAGCCUUUCUGUGGUGCCAUCAUCAUCGGGCAAGAGUCAAUCACCUAUCACAGUGGCGAUCAGUACGUCGUCAUCACGCCUCAUAUAAUCAGGCAAAGUACGGUGGUGUGCUACGGCAAAGUGGACUCCAACGGCUCUCGCUACCUGCUGGGUGACAUGGCCGGUCGGCUGUUUAUGCUCCUCUUGGAAAGGGAGGACAAAAUGGAUGGAACGGCCACCGUGAAAGACCUGAAACUCGAGUUCCUCGGCGAGAUAACAAUACCGGAAUGCAUGACAUACCUGGACAACGGAGUGGUAUACAUCGGAUCUCGUCUCGGAGACUCUCAGCUGGUCAAACUCAACCUGGAGCCCAACGAACAGGGAUCCUAUGUAGAGGUCAUGGAAGUCUUCACCAAUCUGGGGCCCAUCGUGGACAUGUGUGUCGUCGACUUGGAACGCCAGGGACAGGGACAGCUGGUCACAUGUUCAGGAGGAUACAAGGAAGGGUCGUUGCGCAUCAUUAGGAAUGGCAUUGGCAUUCACGAGCAUGCCAGUAUUGACCUCCCGGGCAUCAAGGGCAUCUGGCCACUGUGUGUCGGAUCGGACGGACCGCACGACAACAUGCUUGUCAUGUCUUUUGUGGGACAAACAAGGGUGUUGAUUCUGAACGGCGAGGAAGUUGAAGAGACCGAGCUUCCUGGGUUUGACACAACACAGCAAACUUUCUAUUGUGGAAACGUGUCGAAUAAGCAGUUGAUUCAGGUGACAGCACUGUCUGUUCGGCUGGUGGACAGCUGGUCGAAGCAGCUGAAAAACGAAUGGAAACCUCCCGGAGGACGCAACAUUAGUGUUGUCGCCAGCAACCAAUGCCAGCUGGUGUGUGCUGUGCGCGAGAAACUAUAUUACCUGGAAAUUGGAGACGGAGAAUUGAGGCAGUCGAGUACGUGCGAAAUGGAGCACGAAGUGGCCUGUCUGGACGUCACUCCCCUCCAGGACGGGGCCACCAAGACGGACCUGUGCGCUGUCGGCCUGUGGACUGACAUAUCUGUCCGUCUGCUUCGGCUUCCCACAUUGGAACAGCUGCACAAAGAAAGUAUUGGAGGAGAAAUUAUUCCUCGGUCCAUUCUGACGACCACGUUUGAAGGCACUGCUUACUUACUCUGUGCUCUAGGAGACGGAUCUCUUUUCUACUUCUCACUCGAUGUCAGCCACGGACAUCUGUCGGACCGCAAGAAGGUAACCCUGGGCACGCAGCCGACCGUGUUAAAGACGUUCAAGUCCCUAUCGACCAGCAACGUGUUUGCCUGUUCGGAUCGUCCAACCGUAAUCUACUCUAGCAACCACAAGCUUGUUUUUUCCAACGUGAAUCUCAAGGAAGUGAAUCACAUGUGCCCCUUAAAUUCGGACGGAUAUCGGGACAGUUUGGCCCUGGCAAAUGACAGCACCUUGUUAAUAGGAACAAUAGAUGAAAUUCAGAAGUUGCACAUCAGAACAGUACCUCUCGGGGAGCUUCCAAGGCGAAUCGCUUAUCAAGAGGCUACACAAACCUUCGGAGUGAUCACGAUACGACAUGACGUGCAUGACAACAACGGACUCACUCCUGUUCGACCAAGUGCCAGCACCCAGGCACAGAACAUCACUUACAGUUCCAGCAUGACAUCUGUUUUUAAGCCUGGCACAGGAAGUACAUCCAGUAUGGACCAGUUGGGGCAGGAAGUUGAAGUACACAACCUUCUCAUCAUUGACCAGCACACGUUUGAAGUACUACACGCCCACCAGUUCAUGCAAGCGGAAUUUGCCAUGAGCGUCGUGUCGACCCGACUGGGAGACGAUCCCAAUGUGUAUUACAUCGUGGGCACUGCCAUGGUGCUGCCAGAUGAAUCUGAUCCGAAGCAGGGACGAAUAAUCAUCUUCCAGUGGGCUGAUGGCAAGCUGCAGCAAAUAGCCGAAAAAGAAAUCAAGGGGGCCCCCUACUCCCUGCUCGAGUUCAACAGCAAACUAUUGGCCAGCGUCAACAGUACGGUGCGGCUAUUCGAGUGGAAUGCAGAGCGGGAACUCCACAACGAAUGCAGCCACUUCAACAACAUCCUCGCUCUCUACCUGAAGACGAAGGGGGACUUCAUUCUGGUCGGGGAUCUCAUGCGCUCCAUGUCACUGCUCGCUUAUAAGCCUCUGGAAGGAAGCUUUGAAGAGAUUGCCAGGGACUACCAGACAAACUGGAUGAGUGCAGUGGAGAUCUUGGAUGACGACACGUUUCUCGGAGCAGAGUCCACUACCAAUCUGUUUGUGUGUCAGAAGGACAGUGCAGCGACAACCGACGAAGAGCGUCAACACCUGCAGGAAGUCGGUCAGUUCCACUUGGGGGAGUUUGUAAACGUGUUCCGGCACGGUUCGCUCGUUAUGCAACAUCCUGGAGAAAACGCUUCCCCUACACAGGGAUCUGUGCUCUUCGGAACAAUUCACGGCGCCAUAGGUCUUGUAGCACAGCUGCCUGCUGACUUCUACAACUUCCUCUAUGAGGUGCAGGCCAAUCUCACCAAAGUGAUCAAAAGUGUGGGGAAAAUAGACCACAUCUUCUGGCGGUCAUUCUCGACGGAACGAAAAACGGAGCAGCCUGUGGGCUUCAUCGAUGGAGACCUCAUUGAGAGCUUCCUGGACUUGAGCAGAGACAAAAUGCAGGAAGUUCUGCAAGGCAUUCAGAUUGAUGAUGGAAGUGGUAUGAAGAAGGAUGCAACAGUGGAUGACCUCAUCAAGAUCAUAGAAGAAGUCAGUCGAAUUCAUUGAACUCUGCUCUUUACAUUUUCAUCUCACCACUCGCUGCCAUUUGGAGUCGAAGGAAGCUCUGCAGUACCAUGCUUGGCUGCAUCUGUGUGGAUUUUUAGUGCAGAGGGUGUCACAAAAAGAAAGUAUUUUUGCCGAGCUGCCGUAGUCAGGCCCCUACGGAGGACAGGCGGUCACAAUGGUAAGAACUGCACUAUCGCCCCAUUGUGAGCUUGGUGCAAGAUUUACUGAGAAAAUGCCACCUCAGCGUUUCAUUCGCUGGCGGAUCGUUUUAUGUUGAAACCGUGAGAUUAUGUUAUGCAUAACAUUAAUGUACAGCACAGCCUUGCGACUAAUGCAGCGGUCAUUCGUCCUGUUGUAAGGCGCUGGCCCGUAGGAAAUAAAAGAGUUUGAGAGGA